AUGGAACUCAACCGAGAACAUUUUCGCGCCAUAAUUUAUUACAACUUUCAGAGACAAUUAUCGCAACAAGAAUGCCUUGCUGAGUUACUGUCUGUUUUCGGCAACCAAGCGCCACAUCAGUCGACAAUUUCCCGUUGGUAUGAAGAAUUCAAACGUGGACGGGUGAGUCUUAGCGACGAUUCCAGAGCGGGUGCACCAAAAACGUCAGUCACUCAGGAAAACGUCGAUGCUAUGCGCAAACUCAUCAUUGAAGAUAGACAUGUGACAUAUCGCGAGAUUGAGGCGUCCUUGAAGAUCUCAAAGACCUCAAUUCAAAAAAAUUUACAUGAAGAAUUAGGAGUGAGAAAAUUAGUUUCUCGUUGGAUACCCUACCUGUUGACUGAAGAGCAGAAACCAGCCAGGUCGACUGUUUGGGUGUUCCAAGGUGAAGAAAAGCCGACAAAAGUCAUCCGUUCUCGAAGUGUUUCGGAAAAGAUGGUCGCGACAUUUGUGUCAAAAGCGGGUCAUAUUGCAACAAUUCUUCUUAAUGAGCAAAGAACUGUUACUGCGGAUUGGCAUACCACCCUUUGUUUGGCAAAAGUCAUCACCGAGCUUCGCAAAAUCAACCCCGAAAGAAGAAUCAUCCUCCACCAAGACAAUGCAAGUUCGCACACAGCCCAAAGAACAAGGCAGUAUUUAACGGAAGAAAACCUGGAAUUAUUGGACCAUCCUCCAUAUAGUCCCGAUCUAAGUCCUAACGAUUUCUUUACUUUCCCGAAAAUUAAAAACAGACUGCCAAACGAGUGGAAUAAGUGCUUCGAAAAUUGCAUGCAGAUGUGUAUUAGUCUUCGUGGAGAAUACUUCGAAAAACAAUAA
Molecule: messenger RNA, 855 nt
Organism: Acanthoscelides obtectus
Lineage: Eukaryota; Metazoa; Arthropoda; Insecta; Coleoptera; Chrysomelidae
Source: the annotation of a GenBank genome assembly